AUGGACUAUAGCACGGCACAGUACCUCCGCCGCCUUGGUGCUCUGUCCGCCUCAGCCGAUGCAAUCGAAGAUCGCAUGCAAAUGUUACUGACAGUCGUGGGACGCCGCGACGCCGGCUGGCGGGAAGCUGACGCGGAGUUGAAAGCACUGCGGAGGCAGCUCCUCUCGCGGUGUUGCAGGGAGGUGUGGGAGCUCGCCCAACAUAAACAGAGAGAAGAAAAGGGAGUGGGCAGGAAAGACAUCUCACAUACACCCGUGUGGAGCACUGGUGGUGGCAGCCGGGACGACAAUAUUGGGGUAAAAAACAAGAACAGCGGAAGCCGCCGUAGCAGUGACAGUGACAUGAAUACGAGGCGAUCCUGCUCUCUGUCGUCAGCGGUGUCUCUUCGGAAUUCGCAUCUCCCAUGCGCACACCGCAGCGGCGUGGCAAAUGCUACUACAGGUUCUAGAACCAUUCGGCGCAUUGUGCCCUUGAACCAUAUGGUGUCGCGUGGAACGCAAACAGACUAG
This is a messenger RNA of Trypanosoma grayi, 510 nucleotides long. RefSeq lists its product as hypothetical. Lineage: Eukaryota; Euglenozoa; Kinetoplastea; Trypanosomatida; Trypanosomatidae. The record is from RefSeq and is a predicted model, not a curated record. Bases 1 to 510 code for a protein of 169 amino acids. The transcript has a single exon.